CAUCCCUCCCGUCCUCCAGUAUCGGAUCCUAACGACUCCAUCGGCUGCGCACACAAAAUUCCUCCCACGCAAACCUUUCAUAAUCAUAAAAAGUCAGAUUUACUGUUAGAUCGAAGCAAUCAUGAUGCCGUCCGCCUUUUUUGUGCUGGGUACCAUCAGUCUUCUUUUAAGCGAGUCUCAGGCCUGGACGACUCGCCCAGCGCAGACAUCAAUUAGACUUUUCUCGCGACUUCAUUUAUCCCGACCCUCCUCCGAGUCAUGUUCGAAACAAACGAAUGUCGAUAACGAAAGACGCUCGAAGAGAUUUGAUAGUUUCUCUCGACGCGAGUUGUUCGCGGCUACCGCUGGUGCAGCUGCUAGCAUUGCCUUGGGGCCGUCCACAGCGGCAUUCGCGCCAGCCCCGUCGAUUGUUACAACCGCCGCAACGUGCGACACCACUGUAUCAGUAUGGCAACGCGGUGACAGAAUCGUAUACAUCCUGGGAACAGCACACAUUAGUGAAAUAUCCUCUGAUCUCGCUGGCCAACUAGUAAAGGAUGUACAUCCCAGUGCCGUUUUUGUCGAGCUCGAUCUUAAGCGGGUUAGUGGAGUUACGGUGUCGCCCGGUACACCCGUGACUAGUCGUCUACCCAUUUCAACCGACGUAACAGAGUUACCUGCCACAGGAGAAGGUGCGUCUACAAAGCAAUCGAAAAUUAUUGUCUCCGUACCAGCCCUUCCCGACUCUGUCGCGUCACGCCCCACCGAAUCGACUGGUAUUGCCUCGCUAGCGGCAACCACCAAACAAGACGAUGAGCUCGCAAGCGCCUCACCCGUCCUUACAGAAUCCCCACGCCGCGGGCUUGGUCAGCGUAUGCUUGGUUUUGGUGCAGCUGCUGUCGGUAAGGCCAUUCAAGGCAUGUACAAAAACUUGAACGACUCCGGAUUCAAGCCUGGCGAAGAAUUCGUCGUAGCUGUACGGGAAGGGCAAAGAAUUGGGGCCGACAUAGUGCUAGGUGACCAAGAUGUUGAAGUUACGCUUCGUCGUAUGACCCAAGCUCUAGCUCAAACGGAUCUCAAUAAGCUCCUUGAUCCUGAUUCGGAACUAGAACGCGGCAUGCGGGAGCUCAUGGGAGACUCGGAUCCGUCUUUGGCGAGUUCGCCGGACGCCUUUAAGUCAGAACUCUCUACCUAUGUGGAGAAUAUGAAAACACGGGAUAGUGUUCGAAAGAUAAUGGCUCAGCUCCAGAAAGUUGCACCCGCACUGGUACAAGUUAUGCUAACAGAACGCGAUGCUUACAUGGCGGCGGGCCUCGAUACACUGAACCAGUUUGAAGUCAUAACUGCCGUCAUGGGUAUCGCGCACAUGGAUGGCGUCGAACGCAAUUUGCAAUCACAAGGAUGGAAACAAAUGCGCCCCAGUUGCCCCCGCGUGUAAGCUCCUAUUUAGGCUAGACUCUGCGAUAACCAUGAUAAACUCUCCAAAUCUU
Molecule: messenger RNA, 1469 nt
Organism: Phaeodactylum tricornutum CCAP 1055/1
Lineage: Eukaryota; Bacillariophyta; Bacillariophyceae; Surirellales; Neidiaceae
Exons: 1
Coding region: 122-1417 (431 amino acids)
Source: RefSeq, a predicted model, not a curated record